AUGAGCCAGCGUGUUCCAAACUACCACAUCGAUGAUACUCCGGCGGCCACCGUCCAUCCCACUAAAGCUGCAGAUAUCCCCACGGACUUCAUCAUGAGUGUUAUUAGCAUGAAGGGUGGGGAUGGAAAACACAGUUAUGCAAAUAAUUCCGAGGCGCAGAAAAAUAUCAAUGCCCUUGCAAAGCUGGCUGUGGUCGAAAACGUAAAAGAAGUGAUAGUGAAAUUGGGUUUUCCUGGGUAUAUCAAAGUGGCCGACUUGGGGUGUUCUUCCGGAGAAAACACGUUUGUAGCUACGUCCGAAAUCGUCAACACGAUCGUAGAAUCAUACCAACAAAAAGGACAAAACCCACCAGAGAUAGAUUGUUGUCUUAACGAUCUUCCAGACAACGAUUUCAACACUACCUUCAAAUUGCUCCCUUCCUUCCACGAGAAGCUGCAGUUGGAUGUCAAAGGAAAGUGCUUCGUCUCAGGAGUCCCAGGCUCAUUCUAUUCAAGACUUUUCCCAAGCAAAUCUCUCCAUUUUGUUCAUUCAUCUUUUAGUCUCCAUUGGCUUUCUAAGGUCCCUGAUGGGCUUGAGGAAAACAAGACGAAUGUGUAUCUUAGAAGUCCAUGCCCUCCAAAUGUGUACGAGAGUUAUUUGACUCAAUUCAAAAAUGAUUUCUCAUUGUUUCUAAGAAUGCGUGCGGAGGAGACAAUGCCUAAUGGACGUAUGGUUCUCACUUUAGUGGGCAGGAAAGCUUUGAACCCUUUAUCAAAAGAUUGUUUCCAGAAUUGGUCGUUGAUAUCUUAUUCCCUCCUCGAUUUGGUUUCUGAGGGGUUAGUGAAGGAAUCUGAUGUUGGAUCUUUUAACUUGCCAUUUUAUAAUCCUGACGAAAACGAGUUGAGUGAAGUUAUCGAAAACGAGGGCUCUUUCAAGAUCAACAAUUUUGAGACACUAUUUGGAAGUAACAUCCCUUCGAGUUGA
Messenger RNA from Eruca vesicaria subsp. sativa (arugula), 963 nucleotides. NCBI's taxonomy places the organism in Eukaryota, Viridiplantae, Streptophyta, Magnoliopsida, Brassicales, Brassicaceae. The record is from the annotation of a GenBank genome assembly.